UGGAGAUAUGAGGCCAAGACCUUCAGAUUCCGCUAUAUGGAAGCAGAUUUGUAGAAUUAAUGAUUUAGGGGAGGAUAAUAUUGAAGUAAAUGAUCAGCAGGAACUUAUCUGGUUGCCUGAUUCAAGGGGUAUCUUUACACUUGCUUCAGCUUAUGAUCUUGUGCGUGACACAUCAUUGUCUUUAUUUUCAUAUAAACAAGCUUGGAAUCCCUAUCAAAAGUUGAACAUUAGACUUUUCCUAUGGAAAUUCUUAAAUCAUUACCUCCCUUUUCCAGAAAAUCUCAGGAGAUUUUCUAUUCAGAUGGCUUCUCAAUGCCCAAUUUGUCUGAAUGCAGAACAAACCGGUUCUCACUGUCUUUACUCCUGCAUCAAGGAAAUAUCUCACUGAUGCAAAUGAUGAUUUGAUUCAAGAAGGUAUUUUGCCAGUUUCAAUUCACAGAAGCAGAACCAAAAUUCUAAUUUGGAAGAAGACGUACCCCUAUAAGCUGAGACUCUCAGUUGAUGCGGCUUUCAGAGAGGGGCGAGGUGCUGGCGGUGCGGUUCUUAGAGACGAUGGCGGAAAAAUAAUUGCUGGCUUUUUCAUGCCCCUUCGAGUGAAGACGGUACUUCAGGCGGAAGUGCAGGUAGCUCUUCGGGCGUUGGAAUGGUGUGCUAGAUCUGGAUUUUUAGACUUUCAGCUGGAAUCAGAUUCUGAGAUGACAAUGAAGCUCUUGCAGAAGAAAUCAAGGCCUCCAAUCUAUCUUCAGAGGACGGUUGAUGAAGCGCACAGGCUCUGUCGGACCCUUCAUGUCCGUACACAGCAUAUCUUCAGGGAAAUGAAUUUACUUUCACAUGCUCUUGCUCAGCUUGGUCUUAAUUCAGACAUUUCUAAUUGCUUUAACACUUCAACUUCCUUACCUAACAAUAUUUGCACUAUAAUUGAUUUAGAUAUCAAUGGGAUCCCCUCUUUUAGGAAGUAGCUUUUUUGUUCUUUUGGAAAAUUGGGUAAGGUCUGGUCCCCCCAAUUUUUCUUCUUUUUAUUGAGAGGUUUUGGUUUGGCCCCCUCUCUUUGUACUCUACUUUACUAUUCAAUAAAAAAAAUGGCAAAUGUCUCCCGGCAUUUGCCCCACUGGAUGCGGUGGUUUGCCUUCCGGGAUAAAAAAAAUGAAUAAUAGUUGAAUAACAU
Molecule: messenger RNA, 1165 nt
Organism: Cuscuta epithymum
Lineage: Eukaryota; Viridiplantae; Streptophyta; Magnoliopsida; Solanales; Convolvulaceae
Source: the annotation of a GenBank genome assembly